UCACGUCAAGCCGGGUCAGGUCAGAUCAGGGCAGGGCAGAGCAGGCCUCAGGAUGGCCGGAGGGCGCGCCGGUGUGCUCUGCGUACUGCUGGCAGCAUGCCUCGGCUACGGAUAUGCAGCGUGUCCCGACAUAACAACAGUGAUAGUCAACAACUGGGCAGAAGACAAGAACGGGACUAUGAGAGAGGUGCCUGCAGCCGGCGUUACCAGCAUCACGUUCGUGGGCAAUGAAACAGAUGACCAGUUCGACGCCAGCCAGUAUGUGGAUGCGACGCUGAACGAGACAAGCCAUCAGAUCGUGUUCAGCACGCUGCCUAGUAUGGACGGCGUGAGAGACUACAAUCAUUCGGCAAACAUCAAUUCUAUGACCGGGACGUGCCAGAUGGAGUGCGGCAAAGACACCGGCAGCUUCGAGUUUACCGCCUACGUCAAAGACGCCAACACAGCAACACCUAAGUUCAGCCUUCCGACGUAUACCGUGCAUGUACCGGAGAUGUUUCCAAAGGGCCUGGCUCUGCCGAACUCAGCAAUAUUCGCCUCAGACGCCGACGCCGAACCUCAGAACUAUGCCGUCUCGUUUUCCUUGGACGAGGACGACACUUUUGGCCUCUCAGAUCCCGUCAAAACGUCGGAUGUCGAGCCAACUUACACCGCCCAGCUGGUUCUGAAAAAGCCGCUGGACUGGAGCAAAAUCAAGUUGUACAAUCUGGCCGUCACGGCAAAGGAUCCCGAUGGCCGCUCUGACACGGCCACCAUCAAGGUGGUGGUUGACGACAUCGAUAACAAGCAGCCUGACUUUGAUGAGAUGAGCUACAGCACUGAGGUGGUCGACCCGGAGGCGCUGGGGCCGUUGAACGUCACCAUUCACGCGACCGAUCCGGACGCGCCCCACACUCUGAAAUACACAAUGCAAGAUCCUUCGGGAGCCGGCUGGGACAGCUUCUUCACGCUGAAUCCGGAUACCGCCGAGUUCAGCCUAACCCAGUCGCUUAAGCAUCACCUCAAUAGCACCGCCACGGCCAUCACAUUUCUGCUGCAGGCGACCGAGGUGGGAGGGGAAGGCUUCUACAGUCGGGCGGCCUUGGUGGUGCGGCUGCCGGCUCAGGAGAUAACAACGACGCCAGUUGCCAGCUGCUCCUUCCAUUUCAGUCGUGCCAAGCAAUGCAGCUGA
Pollicipes pollicipes is the source of this 1171-nucleotide messenger RNA. Its product is annotated as cadherin-6. Gene Ontology annotation, cellular component: plasma membrane. Bases 53 to 1171 code for a protein of 372 amino acids. Gene Ontology annotation, biological process: homophilic cell-cell adhesion. The record is from RefSeq and is a predicted model, not a curated record. The transcript has 11 exons. Gene Ontology annotation, molecular function: calcium ion binding. Lineage: Eukaryota; Metazoa; Arthropoda; Thecostraca; Pollicipedomorpha; Pollicipedidae.